AUGGCGGACAUGGACAAGAUGCACCCCCAGGUCCAGCGGGAGCUGGCUUAUGUGUUGCUGACAGAGCUUCUGGCGUACCAAUUUGCUUCGCCAGUGAGAUGGAUUGAAACUCAGGAUGUGGUGCUCCAGGAGCAAAAGGUCGAUCGGCUGGUCGAGAUUGGCCCUGCAGAGACCUUGUUGGGCAUGAUCAAGAAGACGCUGGCGGCCAAGUACCAAGUCCAUGAUGCGGCACUUGCGGUCCAACGAGAGAUCUGGAGUCACAAGAAGAAUGCGCGGGAGAUAUAUUACGAGGGCGGUGAUGCCGAGGCCGCGCCAGCCCAAACCGGAAAGGACACCGCUACCCCGGCACCCCAAGCUGCCACCCCCAAGACUCCUGAGCCAGUUGCUGCACCCCAACCAGCCCCGGUGCGGCAGGCAGCUUCCAGCAUUGACGACAAACCGAUCGCAGCCCUGGACAUCAUCGUCGCCCUGAUUGCACACAAACUGAAGAAGUCAUUGCAAGACAUUGACUUGAGCCAAACCAUCAAGAAGUUGGUUGGAGGCCGAUCUACCCUGGAGAAUGAGAUCGUCGGAGACCUCGGUGCCGAGUUCGGCGCCAUCCCCGAUGCCCCCGAAGACACGGCCCUGUCCGAGCUGUCCCAGUCCAUCGAAGCCGGCGCCUGGAAGAAAGGCCUGGGCAAGACCACCCAGACGCUGGUCAACCGGAUGGUGUCGGCCAAGAUGCCGGCCGGGCUGGGCGCGGGCGAAGUGCGGGCCCAUCUGCUCGGCAAGUGGGGCUUGCCGACGGGCCGCCAGGACGCCGUGCUGCUCCGCGCCGCCGUCCAGCAGCCCGCCGCUCGUCUGCCGGAUACCGGCGCGGCGCAGGCCUUCCUGGACGACGUUGUCCAGCAGUAUGCCAAAGAGGCCAAUGUCAAUCUCUCAGCGGCGGGUAGCUCCUCCGAUGGCGCCGGGGCAUCGUCCGGCCCGGUCGUCGUCGACCAGACGGCCGUCAAGGCGCUGGCCAAGACCCAGGAUGACCGCGCCCAGGCGAUGCUCGAGUUGUACGCCAAGUUGCUCGGGGUGGACCUGCAGGCAGGACACAAGGCCAGCACCAAGGCAGCCGAGGUCAUCGCCGAGCUGCAAGAUGAGUUGCAGCUGUGGAUUUCAGAGCACGGCGAGGUGUACGGCUCCGGCAUCAAGCCCAUGCUGGCCGUGGCCAAGGCCCGCCGAUACGACUCGUUUUGGAACUGGGCGCUUCAGGACGCCGUGGAUCUCUUCCACCGCAUAUUGUCCGGCAGCAUCGCGCUGACGGGUCAUGAGAUUGAAACCAUCAUGGGCCGCAUCGCCCGCAAGUCCAACCCCAAGCUCGUGCAGAUGCUGGAGUACUUGGAGACACAGUGCCUGAAGCUGCGAAACCCGCGAGCGAUCCAUGCUCGGGAUGUCCUUCACCAGCUGCGGGUGGCAUGCAACCCACAAUUAUCCGGCAUCCAGCCCCUAACUGCCCACCGGUUGGUGAUUGACGCACCCAAGACCACCAUCGACAAACAAGGGCGAAUCCAAUACACGGAGGUCCCUCGCACCGGCAUUGACUCCGCCCCGCCAGCCACACUCAAGACGCUGGGGCGGCAGGGAUGGGAGACCCGGGCGGAUUUGACUGCAUCCUUCAUGGCCACUCUGCGCGAUACGGAUCAGCAGUGCCUUUCCUUCCAGGACGCCGAGGUGCUUGUCAUCGGCGCGGGACGGGAUUCCAUCGGCACGGAGAUCGUCCGCGGUCUCCUACGAGGAGGUGCACGGGUCCUAGUGACCACCAGUAGCUACUCGCUGGCGACGACACGACUGUACCAGAAGAUCUACGCCGACGAGGGAGCCCGCGGGUCCCAGCUCGUCCUCAUGCCCUUCAACCAGGCCAGCCAGCAAGACCUCGAGGCCUUGGUCUCUUACAUCUAUGACUCCGAUAAAGGCCUCGGAUGGGAUUUGAGCCAUGUCGUCCCCUUCGCGGCGAUCCCCGAAGGGGGCCGUCAGAUCGAGGACAUCGAUUCCAAGUCCGAGCUGGCCCACCGGAUCAUGUUGACCAACACGCUGCGACUGCUGGGAGCGAUCAAGAAGCAGAAGCAGGCGCGCGGAUUCGACAGUCAUCCCGCCCAGGUCAUUCUCCCCUUGUCGCCCAACCAUGGCAUUUUCGGUGGCGAUGGCCUGUACCCCGAGUCCAAGAUCGCCCUCGAGACGCUGUUCAAUCGCUGGAGCUCGGAGUCAUGGGGGGCUUACUUGUCGAUCUGCGGUGCAAUUAUCGGCUGGACGCGCGGCACCGGACUGAUGAGCGCCAACAAUGGCGUGGCAGAGGACAUUGAGAAAAUGGGAGUUCGGACUUUCUCCCAGGUCGAGAUGGCAUACUACAUCCUGGUCCUCAUGUCCUCGCCCAUUGCCACCGAGUGCGAGGUGACCCCGGUGCAGGCCGACUUGAGUGGCGGCAUGGGCCAUUUCCCGAAAUUCAAAGAGACCGUCGACUCCAUCCGGCGGAAGCAGAAGGAAACCAGCGAGAUUCGCGAGGCUUUGGCAAAAGAAGAGGCCUUUGAGCGCGCUGCCCUGGGGAAGCCAUCGGAAGAGACACCUCAGGUGCGGGAGCAAAAGGCCAAGCUGGAACUCGACUUCCCGCGUCUGCCUGACUACCAGACAGAAGUCCUGCCCUUGGCGGGUCAGCUGCGCGGAAUGGUCGAUCUGGACCGCGUGGUCGUUGUCACUGGUUUCUCCGAAGUCGGGCCCUACGGUAAUGCCCGGACACGUUGGGAGAUGGAGGCAUACGGGGAGUUCUCACUGGAAGGCUGCAUUGAGAUGGCCUGGAUCAUGGGCCUGAUCAAACAUCACAACGGACCUCUGAAUGGAAACCCUCAUUACCACGGCUGGAUUGUCACAGCGACCAAGGAGCCUAUCCGCGACAUCGACGUGAAGAAGCGAUUCGAAGAGCACAUCCUGGAACACACUGGCAUUCGACUGAUCGAGCCCGAAAUCAACGACGGCUACGAUCCCAACAAGAAGAAGUUCCUGCAGGAGGUGGUGCUCGACGAGGAUAUGCCUCCGCUGAAGACGUCCAAGGAGACCGCGGAGCAACUCCGACUGGAGCAUGGCGACAAGGUCGAGGUGAUCCCAGAGGGCGAUGAAUACACGGUUCGUCUGCUCAAAGGGGCCUGCCUGAUGAUCCCCAAGGCACUCCGAUUUGACCGCGCCGUAGCCGGUCAGAUCCCGACCGGCUGGGAUGCCCGGACGUAUGGUCUCACCGAGGAUCUGGCCAACCAAGUCGACCCGGCCACGCUCUACGCCCUCAUCGGGACGGUGGAGGCACUCCUGAGUGCAGGAAUCAGUGACCCCUUUGAAAUCUACCAAUACCUCCACAUCUCGGAAAUUGGCAAUUGCAUUGGCUCCGGAUUGGGUGGUGUCAAGGCGCUCCGCAAGCUGCAUAAAGACCGGUUCGUUGAGAAGCAGGUCCAGAACGACAUCCUGCAGGAGUCAUUCAUCAACACCACAGCAGCCUGGAUCAACAUGCUCUUGCUGUCCUCGACCGGUCCUAUCCGCACCCCAGUCGGUGCUUGUGCCACCUCGAUUGAGUCGCUGGAAUCGGGCUUCGAGACCAUUGUCUCCGGAAAGGCCAAGAUGUGCCUGGUCGGUGGCUUCGACGACUUCUCCGAGGAUGUGUCCUACGAAUUCGCCAAAAUGAAGGCCACGGUCAGCAGCGAGGCCGAGUUCGAGAAGGGUCGCGAUCCCAGCGAAAUGUCUCGACCAGCGGCUGCCACCCGUGCUGGAUUUGUCGAGUCGCAAGGCAGCGGUAUCCAAGUGAUCACGUCCGCUCAGUUGGCAUUGGACAUGGGCCUUCCCAUUCAGGGGAUCGUCGCAUGGGUUGGAACCGCCAGUGAUAAGAUCGGACGGUCGGUUCCCGCUCCCGGCAAGGGCCUCCUGACGAACGCGCGCGAAGCACGACACCGCGUGCCCUCCCCGAUGUUGGAUAUCUCGUAUCGACGCCGGAGAUUGAACAUGACCCUCCAACACAUCAAGGAGCGCGUCGACAUGGAGGUGGACAUUGCCGAGGCUGAGCUUGCGGACCUCAAGCGCAGCUCCGGUCCUGUUGUCGAAGAGCGGAUCGAGGAGAUCAACGAGCGUCUCCGCUACGUCCGCCGCGAAGCCCAGGUGCAGGAGAAAGACGCGUUGAACACGUACGGCAAUCACUUCUGGAAGAACGAUCCGGAGAUUUCUCCCCUUCGCGGAGCCCUGGCCACAUGGAACUUGACCAUCAACGACCUGGAUGUGGUCUCAUUCCACGGGACGUCGACGGUGCUCAACGAGAAGAACGAGACGGCUAUGAUCAGCCACCAACUGCAGCACCUCGGUCGGACCAAGGGCAAUCCGGCGCUGGGAAUCUUCCAGAAGUAUCUCACGGGACACUCGAAGGGUGCGGCGGGCGCGUGGAUGCUCAAUGGGGGUCUCCAGGUGCUCAACACCGGUUUAAUUCCGGGCAACCGCAAUGCGGACAACAUCGAUGCCGCCCUGGAGAAUGACUACCUGGUGUACCCCAGCCGCAGCAUCCAGACAUCAGGAGUGAAGGCCUUUUCCGUGACCUCGUUCGGGUUCGGACAGAAAGGCGCGCAGGCGCUCGGCGUGCAUCCGCGAUACCUCUUCGCGACGCUAGACCAGACGACUUAUGACGCGUACCGGGGUCGCGUCGAGGCACGACAGCGGCGUGCGCAGCAACAUUUCCGGUUUGGCAUUGCGCAUAAUGCCGUGUUCUCGGCCAAGGAGAAUCCACCGUACGCCAAGGAGCAGGAGUUCCGCAUCCUGUUGGAUCCGGAGGCGCGACUGACGGAGAAUGGGCGGGGAGAGUUGGAGUAUGCCGAGUAAUGGCGAUAAUCGAUGCCCUGGUUUGUAAAUACUGAUGAGCUGUUUGAUUUCUUUGUGAUGCACCGGAGUUUUGUGAGAAGCAAGGAUUUCUAUACCAUGUGAUUUGCCGGUUUGUGUGCGAUGCUUAUUUGCUGGGUUUGCUGUGUUUUCUAUGUUUGUCUCGGGGGUGCCUUGUUUGACGUCAUCCCAUU
Aspergillus ibericus CBS 121593 is the source of this 5054-nucleotide messenger RNA. Its product is annotated as 3-oxoacyl-synthase. NCBI's taxonomy places the organism in Eukaryota, Fungi, Ascomycota, Eurotiomycetes, Eurotiales, Aspergillaceae. Bases 1 to 4863 code for a protein of 1620 amino acids. The record is from RefSeq and is a predicted model, not a curated record. Gene Ontology annotation, biological process: long-chain fatty acid biosynthetic process. The transcript has 4 exons. Gene Ontology annotation, cellular component: fatty acid synthase complex. Gene Ontology annotation, molecular function: 3-oxoacyl-[acyl-carrier-protein] reductase (NADPH) activity; 3-oxoacyl-[acyl-carrier-protein] synthase activity; fatty acid synthase activity.